AACUUGACUGUUGACGGCAGAACGCCAUCACUCGACCCAGAAAAUCGUCAUUCCCUUGCCCUCGUCUUUGCUUUCCCGCGAAUAUUAUAACCUAGCUGCAUCUCAUUGCUACCACACCUACCAACAAACUACCUAGGUGUCCAGCAAUUUCUCUUCCCGCUUGUCACCUGCCGCCUGGUUUCGCAUCGCAGCACAUAUUUUUUCUUGGACAUCAUAUUGCUACUUGGACAUUUUCCUCCUUUGGGAGUUCGAAACCCCGAGGUUCUUGGGUUUUCAGUUUUCUGGUGGUGAUCGAGCCAAUGAAUUCGCAACAGCAGCGAACGCAAGUGGAAAUCAACUGCCGCCAAUUUGCCAGCGCUUCUGUCGCCUCCUGCUUCUGGUUGACUGCUUCAUCUUGCCUGUAAGACGUGUUCGUUCUUGCGAUCUGAGUGGCGGACCGCUACACGUUGCAUACCUAACACACACCCACUGAAUGGCACCCCGGACCAGACUCCAGUCGUCGUCUUGCAAUCCACUUCAGCUGCACUGGACCCUGGGGUUCCUCCACUCAGACAUCUCUCCCGCCAUCAAGGUUGUUGGAUGGUAAUAGUGACGGUCAGGUCGCACUACAGUCACCCCGUCGCGAUACGUAUUGGUUGGGCCCGAGAACAUCUAUCUUGUCGCUUGCUUGGUUCAAGCCUGGGAUCUAACUACACCUACAAGCUCCCACAUCGACAUCCAGUCGCUUCGGCUUUGCAACUUUCGCAGAGAUCACAUCUCCCGCUCAGAUCUUUGGUCUGACUCCUUCCUUGUCGUCCCCACCUGCCGCUGUCAUCGACAUUCCAUCCCACUGCAUCGUCGCAAAAGCCCUUACUCCACCCGCAACACCGAGACGCAGGACAGCCAGACACGCCUGCCGACGCAUCGCAUCCGUCCUGCCAUCAGCACAGCAGUCUACGUCGCAGUAGAUCUUGGACGCCAGAUCAGAGUGAUAUCGAACCGAUUCACAAAAGCCCAACAUGCCUAGGGUUGUGCCUUUCAACGACGCAAUCGAUCCCCCAUCUCCACGCCUUUACCCAUUUUCAUCAUGUCCCGAUACCGAUGACUCCCAAAUGCAUUCGCAGUCACAACAUCAGUAUUUCUCACCACCCAUGAUACCCAUGAUAACAGCACCAAGCACGGCCGAUGUUAUCGAAAGAACGGGACCGGCCGUAUUGUCCCCGGAGAGUCAAUCGGAGGUGAAUCGUGAUGUGGAUAUGGAUCAUGGAUCCGAACGCAUGCGGGACGACCGCCGGGACGCAGAUGAGGCCCACAAGCAGCGGACCGAGAUUGACGACGAACCUUCCGUGGCCGUUAGUGACCCCGCACAUUCUGUCCAUGUCGAACAACGUAACCGCACUACUACGGCGAACAGAGUGCCGACUCGCACGUCGAACAUAAGGCCAUUAAGGGUGAGCGGUGGACAUAGGAAUCGGAAACAAGGUGACGAGCUUCUUGCGCCGAACACUACAAGUCUUGGUCAAGUAGAAGAAGUCGACUUGACUGGCAAUGACACACCCUGGAUGCACGACUAUGGACUCGCAGGGCUCAGCUACGAGUACUGCCAGACAAGAUUGACACCGUCCACGCCAUCAUCCUAUCUUCGCCCAGGCAGUAAAUUUUCGGGGAUGCAAAAGUCGGAGAGAUCACGUUAUGACGUGGAGGUGGAAAUCAAGCAGGUUGAUCUCCGCGAGUCCUUCUUGUGCGGCUAUCUGCGGAUUCAGGGUCUUACUGAUACCCACCCGACAUUGACGACGUAUUUUGAAGGCGAAAUCAUUGGCCCACAUUAUAGCUUCCUCACUCAACACCCACAAUGGGGAGCAAAUGACAGGAUCGAUAUCUCGCAUUGGAGCAAGUUUCUCGCGUUCAAACCUUACGCCAAGGUCGCCAAAAGGGGCGGCGUUCACAUCAGGGAUGUGGCACAGAAAGAUAACAUCUUCAUGCGAUGGAAGGAGCAGUUUCUGGUCCCGAACCACCGUGUUAAAACCAUCAAUGGGGCUAGUUUCGAGGGCUUCUACUACAUCUGCUUCAACCAGAUCCACGGGACAAUUCAAGGAAUCUACUUCCACAGCAAGAGCGAAAAGUUCCAACAAUUAGAGCUGCAUCAUGUCCAAGAUAAAGGGUGCUUUGGCGCUAUGGAGUUCAGAUGAGACGACGCAGGGACGUCACAUUGGAAGGGCGGCAAUAGUCCGCGGCCUUCACAGGGCUGAGAUUCGACCCAAGCCCUCGGGAAUAUGGUCACAAGGACAUGAUCCCAAGACAUAAUCAAGCCCAAACAAAAUGUGGUUUUGGGCGGGUAGGGUCGAAGGAAUCCUCAAAAGAAACGACCCAACAGUGAAUGAGGGUCACUCACGAGCGACUCAGGUGGACGCUUGUCUUUUUUUGGGUUCUCAUCUGCAUCAGUUGGCUUUUUUGUCUUCAUACCGUCGCACGAUGUCAUUUGCUUCUUAUGUUGCUGUUAUUGCUUAUCUGGUUUGGGAUCGGGGUCUGAUACCAGUUGUUACUAAUUUGACAUAUUGUGGGUUUCUUUCAGGGGCGUGAGCGCAGUCUAUUUUGACGGACAACAGAGACGCUCGAGGGAGGACAUUUACAUACCACACACGCACACAUUGUUACGAGGAGUCAACGAAGGGUCAAGGAAGUAACAAGGCCUGGGGUUUUAGUCCCAUAAGCCAUGAUGAGGUUCUUCAUCAUUCAUCAGGUGGAGGCAUGGCGUAUAAAGCGUAGAGUCAGCAUGAACGGGAACCGAAGGUGGACAAAUGCCAGUCAAAGCAGGAUCCGCCAUAUCUCAGGUCGUCCGGUGCAGAGACUUCUUUCUUGUACAUGUCUAAAUCUUCAUGGGGGUAUCUGAAUGGAACACAACUGGAAGAGCGUACAC
Neurospora crassa OR74A is the source of this 2896-nucleotide messenger RNA. RefSeq names its product vesicle-mediated transporter Vid24. The transcript is spliced from 3 exons. Bases 999 to 2168 code for a protein of 389 amino acids. Gene Ontology annotation, cellular component: GID complex; extrinsic component of membrane. Gene Ontology annotation, biological process: proteasome-mediated ubiquitin-dependent protein catabolic process; negative regulation of gluconeogenesis; protein targeting to vacuole. The record is from RefSeq and is a predicted model, not a curated record. NCBI's taxonomy places the organism in Eukaryota, Fungi, Ascomycota, Sordariomycetes, Sordariales, Sordariaceae.